This is a messenger RNA of Perca fluviatilis (European perch), 2027 nucleotides long. Its product is annotated as proteoglycan 4-like. The record is from RefSeq and is a predicted model, not a curated record. Lineage: Eukaryota; Metazoa; Chordata; Actinopteri; Perciformes; Percidae. The coding region runs from base 39 to 2027 and encodes 662 amino acids. The transcript is spliced from 3 exons.
GCUCAUUGUUCAUCGUGGGCACCAACCCUUCUAUCAACAUGAAGGAGAGCAGGCAAAGUGAUGUGAGCUCUUUGUCUUCCUCUUCUGAAGAGGAUGAGCCUUCUACCACCAGGCAGCGAGUACGAAGGGGUGAGAGCCCUUCCUCUUCAUCCUCUGAAGACAAGCAGCCUACUACUGCAACGCAGCAGCAAGCAUGGAGGGGUGAGAGCCCUUCAUUGUCAUCUUCUGAAGAUGACCAGCGUUGUGCCACCAGGCUGCUAGUACGAAGGUUUGAGAGCCCGUCCUCUUCAUCCUCUGAAGACAAGCAGCCUACUACUCGGAGGCGGCAGCAAGCAUGGAGGGGUGAGAGCCCUUCGUCGUCAUCUUCUGAAGAUGACCAGCGUUGUACCACCAGGCAGCAAGUGCGAAGGGAUGUGAGCUCUUUGUUCAUCGUGGGCACCAAACCUUCUACCAUCACGAAGGAGAGCAGGCAAAGGAGAGAGAGCUCUUUGUCUUCCUCUUCUGAAGAGGAUGAGCCUUCUACCACCAGGCAGCGAGUACGAAGGUUUGAGAGCCCGUCCUCUUCUUCCUCUGAAGACAAGCAGCCUACUACUCGGAGGCGGCAGCAAGCAUGGAGGGGUGAGAGCCCUUCGUUGUCAUCUUCUGAAGAUGACCAGCGCUCCACCACCAGGCAGCAAGUGCGAAGGGAUGUGAGCUCUUUGUCUUCCUCUUCUGAAGAGGAUGAGCCUUCUACCACCAGGCAGCGAGUACAAAGGUUUGAGAGCCCUUCCUCUUCAUCCUCUGAAGACAAGCAGCCUAAUACUCGGAGGCGGCAGCAAGCAUGGAGGGGUGAGAGCCCUUCGUUGUCAUCUUCUGAAGAUGACCAGCGUUGUGCCACCAGGCUGCUAGUACGAAGGGACGUGAGCUCUUUGUUCAUCGUGGGCACCAACCCUUCUACCGUCAUGAAGGAGAGCAGGCAAAGGAGAGAGAGCUCUUUGUCUUCCUCUUCUGAAGAGGAUGAGCCUUCUACCACCAGGCAGCGAGUACGAAGGUUUGAGAGCCCUUCCUCUUCAUCCUCUGAAGACAGUCAGCCUACUACUCGGAAGCGGCAGCAAGCAUGGAGGGCUGAGAGCACUUUGUCGUCAUCUUCUGAAGACGACGAGCCUUCUACCACAAGGAGGCAGCAACAACAAAGUCCUUUGUCCUUCGUAGACAUCAACCUUCCUACCACCUUUAGGCAGAAUGGAGGAAUUGGUGAGAACCAUUUGCCCUGCAUUGACAUUGACCAGCCUACCAUCUGGUGGGAGCACGUACGAAGGGGUGAGAGACCUUUGUUUCGUGGAGACUUGAACCCUUCAAACACCUUGAGACAGGACGGACGAAGUGGUGACAGCCCUUCCUCUACAUCUUCGUCUUCUGAAGAUGACGAGCCCUUUACCACAAGGAGGCAGCAAGAAAGAAGGCCUAAUAGCCAUUUAGCUAUCUAUCUGAGUGCGAGAAAGGAGAGGGAGAUCAUUGAAAGAGAAAAGCAGCGUUUGGAGGAGGAGGGUUUAAAAAGAGAAAGAGAGAGGUGUGAAGAGAUGAAGAGAAAGAACCAGGAGAAGGAGAGGAAAACGUUUGGUCUGCGUUCAAGAAUAUACAUUUGGUGGCUCAAUCGCAAGAUAAAACGCAUUGCCAGGGACAUCCAAUCGACCUUUGUGGAUGAGUGCUACCUCCUGCGUCAUGAUCCCCUCAGAAAUCCAGAGAAAAUGGCAGAAAAAGAACGGCUGCUUGACCGAAGGAGGGAGCUGGUCCUGUACAAACACAGACAAGAAUUUAAGGUGGAGAGGGAAGUGAGGAAGCAAAAACUGAAGGUAGAGAGGAAGGAAAUGAAUGCGAAGAAGAUGGAGAAUAUCUCUGAGUUAUGCAGCAACUCAGAAAGUAUGUUAAAUCUUCAAACGGGCAAAUGCCAGUACCAAUUCCAGUCAGCGCCCCUGCUACUCAUCCUGCUCCAUCAUCUGCCUUCAGAUGCCAGUCUGACUUUCCUCUCCCUGCUGGAUUGUUCCUGA